This is a messenger RNA of Aspergillus pseudotamarii, 1886 nucleotides long. Its product is annotated as proline-specific permease. Gene Ontology annotation, molecular function: amino acid transmembrane transporter activity. Gene Ontology annotation, biological process: amino acid transmembrane transport. Bases 164 to 1840 code for a protein of 558 amino acids. The transcript has 7 exons. Gene Ontology annotation, cellular component: membrane. The record is from RefSeq and is a predicted model, not a curated record. NCBI's taxonomy places the organism in Eukaryota, Fungi, Ascomycota, Eurotiomycetes, Eurotiales, Aspergillaceae.
GUCUUUUCUCGUUCAUAUAACUUCUGGAGGCGGUACAUUCCUGGACUUUUAGCCAAACCCCUAGGUGAAUCUAUGCAUACAACCGCCCCGACAUUGUUUGGAAAUGCAAAUCGUCUGCUUCUGUAUUUUAUAAAAUUACACGGCAUAAACCCAUUUGAUAGCCAUGUUGGACUCCAAGGACUCAGGUUCUACCGAGCCUCAGGUCAAGCAUGAGAUCGAAAAGACACGGGAUAUAAGCGAUGUGCUCCAUCCGUCAACCAGCUUGAACGAUGGCAGCAUGAUGGAAACACAGGACGCUCGGAAUGGCCAAUUCCACCGUUCCUUUUCUCCGCGCCAGGUCCAUAUCAUUUCGCUCGGUUCCAACAUUGGCAGUGGAGUUUUUAUCGCAACCGGCCAAGCUCUCGCCUCGGGGGGUCCAGGGAAUAUGGUUCUUGCCUACGGAAUGGUCUGCAGCGCGGUCUGGGCAGUCCUGCAGUCGCUCUCGGAGAUGACCAUUGCGUUCCCUGUCUCAGGCAAUUACAUCGAUUACGCCGAUCGCUGGGUUGAUCCUGCCUUGGCCUUCGGAGCGGGCUUCGCUGAGUGGCUUGCAUGGAGCGCAAUUGUCGCGUCAGAAGCCGGCUUCUUCAAUGUACUGGUGCAGUACUGGGCAGGGGGAUCCUUGCCCCUCGGAGCGACAGUCACCAUCUUCCUUGCAGUCUGCCUGUUUGUCUUUCUACUUCCAAACAGGGCAUUUGCCUGGUUCGAAUACGUCACGUCUCUCAUCAAAAUAUUCCUCUUCCUUUUGAUCAUCGUCCUCUCCUUGGCCCUGGUUUUGGGCGCCGGACCGAAUGGCAGCAUACAUCAUGGUGAAACUUGGACAGAUCAUCCCGCCUUUCUCAAUGGCUUCACUGGGUUCGCAAACUGCGCUCUGCUGGCAACCUGGGCAGUUGGCGAUCAAGUCUUCAUUGGAAUCAUGGGUGGUGAGGCCGAAAGUCCGCGGUUUUCGAUGGCGCACGCGACAAAGCUUGUACCAUUCCGGGUGAACUUCAUCUAUAUGAUUAGCAUUGUUUUUAUCACAAUUCUGGUUCCGUCGAAUGAUGACCGUCUGCUCAGUGGAAGUGGAGUCGCUGCGUCUCCCUUUGUCAUCGCCGUUCAAGAUGCGGGUAUCCCGGCGGUUCCAUCCAUUUUAAAUGCCGGAAUGAUAUGUGGAGUUCUUGCAAUCUCUGCAGAAGGCAUCUAUCUCUCUUCAAGAGUGUUGAGAACGAUGGCGCAUCAACGUCUCAUUCCGGAAGUCCUCGCCAAAGUUGAUUCCCGGGGCCGGCCCAGAUGGGCGUUGGUGAUUACCAGCGUAUUCUCCGUCAUCCUUUCAUAUAUCCAACUUGCAUCUGGUGGCCUCACUGUACUGAACUGGCUGAUUGCUAUCAGCAGCGCGUCUUUCUUUACAAACUGGGGCAUUAUUGCCUUCACUAAUUGGCGCUUCCAUUGCGCGCUCAAGGCGCAAAAAGACCAGCUGUUCACCGAGACGUAUGGGUGGAAGUCCACAUUCUGGCCCACAGCCCCCGCGUGGCUCAUGUUGGUUUCCCUUAUGUUGCUGGCCUGUUGUGUUGGAUGCGGUGUUAAGCCCGUGGAUGGCCUCGCAUUUACAGCGGAGAACUUUUUCCAGUACACGCUCGGGCUCUGGGUCAUCGCCGGCUGCACCCUCGCCUACAAAGUGAUUUUCAGAACACCGUGGAGAGACCCGAAGACCGCGGACUGCAUCACUGGUAGACGAACCUUGGGGGCGGAGGAAAUCAUGGUUCUCGACCGUUACUAUGAGCAGCCCCGGUGGAGGCGGUUUCUUACGUACGUCCAGCUGUGGUAGUGCUGGCUGUGCUAUUAUUAUGGGUGCUCUUUUUCUUAGUCCAAAG